Molecule: messenger RNA, 5081 nt
Organism: Folsomia candida
Lineage: Eukaryota; Metazoa; Arthropoda; Collembola; Entomobryomorpha; Isotomidae
Gene: Sec16
Product: protein transport protein Sec16A
Exons: 15
Coding region: 483-4466 (1327 amino acids)
Biological process (GO): autophagy; Golgi organization; COPII vesicle coat assembly
Cellular component (GO): ER to Golgi transport vesicle membrane; endoplasmic reticulum exit site
Source: RefSeq, a predicted model, not a curated record
CUUCUGCAUCGUUGGCAGAUCAGAUUCUUCUUCAAUCCACUCCAACUCCACUUUAUGGCCGCAAUUAAAAGGUAACAUAUUAUCUCCAAUCGCAACGCCAGUCGUCCAGAGAGGCCCUUAUCUCGCAGCCAGGAUUAUCCACGUGCUGGUGUUUGUGGUGCAGGUGUGGGGGUUUGGUUGAAUAUCCUCCGGUGGUCGUCGCCGCUCGAAACAUCCGCUUCCGGCGAAGAUUACUUUCACUCCGUACCACAGAAGGAGGGGAAUGAGAGUGGGGACACUGCUGGUUGGUUUGUUGAGGACCUGACUUCUACUACUACAUAUUACGAGUAACAGGAGUGUUGGAUUUGGUGGAAACAUCAGGUGAAGCAACUGGCAAUCUUGAAUAUUAAUAAAUGAAUGGAAACCCUUUACCGUGUGAGCUGACCUUACUAACAACAAGCAGUAAACGAGAAAUAGUAUUGUGAUAAAAAUAAGUCAUUACAAUGGCAAACAAUAAUGACGACUGUGCUCCACCACCCAUGAUGAUGAACAACGACCCUCCUCCAUAUUACUAUCAAGAAGAACAACAGCAGCAGCAGCAGCAAAACCAAUCCGAACGUAUUAGUGGGGAUGGCGAAGAAGUGUAUGGACAGUAUGGGUACACGAAUUUCAUUCGACAGGCGCCCCCAGUGAUGAUCCCACCAAUGCCUCCAUCAGCAGCGGCUGUUCUGCCACAACAGCUACAAGGACAAGUACAAGAAACUGGUUUUCCAUUUGACCCCACUCAACAACAACACCAAGGGCCCGAAGGUCAAGAGGCUGGGUACGGAUUUGACCCAGCUCAGCAACAACAACAGCAGCAGCAGCAUGUACCUGAAGGGCAGGAGGCUAGUUUUGGAUUUGAUCCUACUCUACAACAGCAAGUUCAACAUGUUCCUCUUGGUCUACCGCAACUGCCACCCAUUAUGGCGCCUCAAGGAGACUCGGGACCACCAUCAUCACAGGGACAGGGGCCAUUACCGGGGGCAAAUAAUGUUUAUGAACUUGAACGUGGUAACGAUCGGGAUCGCGAACGAGAUCGUGACCGUGACCGUGAUCGGGAUAGAGAUCGGAGUAGGAGAGAGUUUGAUACCUCCAAGGAGACGUACAAUAAUAGAUAUUAUCGUCGAGACUAUGACUAUGAUGAUGAGUACGACCGGCCACGUUCACGUAGUUCCUACCACGACGACGAGUAUUACAGUACGCGAAGAAGACGACGUGCAAAAAAUGAUUCCUAUCGAGCACGAGGUCCCCCAAGUGAAGUAAGAGGUCCUCCAAGUGAAUACAGCCAGUCACGAUCCCGUGGAUAUCAUCAAAGGGAUGUACGACCCCCACAUUACGGAGGCUAUAUGGACUAUCCACCACCAUCAUCCACACCCUACUCUGCCAGAAAUCAGUUUAUGAUACCUGGGGGUGCAGGUUUCGACCUGCAACAACCCCCAAUAGUUACUACGCAAGGGCAAUCGUUCAUAAUGUAUCUGGGCUACUUCCGCACUCAAAAUCCUGCCCAGUACAGGGAAUGGUACCACAAAUAUUUGGAACAUACUAAAGAUCCUGUCCGAGUUCCAUUUCCUCCUGUACCUGGAUAUGCUGGCAUUGGGAAACCUGCCGUUGGCACAGAAAAGUCACGACCCCCAUCAAUUUCUGGUCGGAGUUCUGUUGCUGAUGAAGCAAUUGGCCUUGACGACUCCAGAUUUAAAUCUAUUAAAGAGACUCGAGACCCAACUCCUCCUCCAUCACGAAAUACACCUCUAAUAUUUUCUAUUCCACAUGCCAUUGCUAAUUUUUCACCACUUGGCUACGUUAUUCGAAACCGAUACGGUAGUCCAAACAUGGAACUUGUCAGCCACAAGAGCCUUAUGAAACGCCAGCCAGAGUAUAGAGAGAUUAAAGCCUUUCCUGGACCGCUCAUCAAAGAUAUAACGCACAAAAACACUAUUAUACAAUUCUGUCAAAAGAAAAUCCGUGACUUGGAUUUAAAUGAUGAUCAACUAGAUCGAGAUAAUUUAAUUUUGUUAUGGGAAUUGCUUAUCCUACUACUACGUCAAAAUGGGUCCGCUAUUGGAUGUGAUAUUGCCGAACUGUUGCUAAAAUCAAAAUCGCCACGACAAUCUGUGAAUUCUAGUGGGAGUGAAUUAGGCUCAUCAGGUCGGUCCAGUGAUGAACAUGAUGAAGAUCCCGUCAGAAAUGGAAAACCUCUUAAUCAUAUUCAGAACUAUAGAUCUAAUGAUACUGAUGAAAGGUGUAUAAAGAUAUUUAAUCAAAAACUAAUGUUUGGACACAAACGAGAGGCCUUAGAAUAUGCUAUGGAUAACGGUUUAUGGGGUCACGCUUUAUUUUUUGCUUCAAAAAUGGACGAAAAGUUGCAUGGAACUGUGUUAGCCCGAUUCGCAAAUGAAACCAUGACCCUUAACAGUCCAUUACAAACGCUGUAUCAUGUAUUGAGUGGAAAACAACCCCCAUCAGUUACGUGUUGUGCUGAUGAAGCAUUUGGAGAUUGGAAACCCCAUCUGGCCAUGUUAUUGUCUAAUAUGGGACGCAGUCCUGAGUUUGAGGCCAACACGAUGAGAACAAUGGGCAAGACGUUGGCUAAUCGCAAGCUAAUAUUCGCAGCGCAGUUCUGCUACCUAAUGGUGGAAUCAGAAAUUGGAGAAGAUUUAGAAAUUGGGCCGCUUUUGGGAUACAACCCCAACCUUCGCAAUGUUUUAGAAGCAACUCAAAUGACGGAAAUUUACGAGUUUGCAAGAUCCUUAGCGAACCCCGACUUUUCUGUUGGUUUGUCAUUCGUUGAAAGCAAAUUCAAUUACACGAAAGAGCUAAUUAACUUUGGAUUCGUGCAAGAAGCUUACUCUUAUUGUGAAGAAAUGACGAAAUCAUUAAGAAGGCAAAAAAUACACGGAAAGGAGCAAGAGUUGGCCAAGAACAUCCUUGGUGUGGCAGAGCGAUUAGUUAAUUGUGCUUCUGGCGAACAAUUGUGGAUACAAGACCUUAGAAAAAUGGCGGAUCAAUUAGAUAGUGAGUCGACAUCAAGGAAGCUAAGUUUGGCUACGUCUACAUCGGAUCACAUUGAUGAUUCCAGUAUACAUAAUGUUCAUAUUAAUCACAUCCCUUCUUACACGGAUAACUCAAAUUCACAGCAUGAUGGUGCUCCUGAAAGUGAAAAUAAUAAUAGUGCACCAGCUACCACAAACUUUAGGUUGAAUGGCAAUAACGUCAAUUCUAAUCAAUGGGAUCAGCCACCUCCUAUUCAACCAUAUCCAUCUGUUUCAUCAUAUGAUCCAACGAAUAACCUGCUUCCAGAGAUUAGUAAUUUGCAUUUGCAACAACCGGCUCCAAAUUUUCAGUUAGGAAAUGGACCACUUCAUAAUAUCCCAGAUAAUAAUAAUUACUGGCCUCCUCCAGAGCCUUCUUCCAAGUUCAACUCUGGACUGGGUGAUCAUAAUUUCGGUGCUACGUCUUUAAAGAAGAAAGUGGUACGAUUUGAAGACCAAGAGUUAAAUGGUGACACAGUGCAGUCACUGAAAGCCAGACAACUAGAUAACUUAACGUCAAAGAAUAAUCCCCCACAACCUUCGUUUCACGAUCUGCCACAACAACCGCAGCAUCGUCAGCAAAUUUCCAAACCCCCACCACCUGUAAAAAAACAACAAGACAAAAAAUCUAGUGAUGGUCUUCCUAAAAACAACCAGCAGGAGAAAAAGAAGGGCUGGUUAAGUGGGAUUCUUGGUAGCUUUAUCAAAGACAAGAAUGCAAUGAUUCUUCCGGACGAUAAAAAUCCAACAAUCGUGUGGGACCAAGCAGCGCAAGUGUGGAAGAAUACAGCAGGCGACGACGAUGAAAGCUCUGCUCCCAAGGGCCCCCCACCUAAGGACUCGGAUUUGAUGGGAACCGGAGGGUCGGCCCCUUCGUCUUAUCCACCGCCUUAUCCAAAUAUGCAAAGCCAAAUGUCAAUGCCUCAACCAAAUUCGCAAAAUUCCUUGAACAACCACGGUCUUCCAAAUAAUCAACCUUAUUCCAUACAAAAUCAACCAAAUGCUCCUCAAAAUCAACAACCAAAUAUGGCUCAAAGUCAACCUACGAAUAACGUGAACGGGGGUCCUGCUAGUAUUGGUAGUAUUCAGGCCCCCACACCAGGUCCAAAUAAAUUUUUGCGACCCAAAGGCUUGAAACCCAGAAAUAAUUACGUAGAUGUAUUUAAUCCUAAUGCAAACGUCCAACCAAAGGCUGAAAUGCCGUCGUUGCCUGCUACGGCUGCUGCCCCCGGUAUGCUAAAUAUGUUUAUUCCCCCUCAAGUUCCAGCGGAUUCAGGCCCUACAAGUUUCUUAUCAGCCCAUGAAGGUGGAAACUAUGAGGAGGACACUAAUGCUCAAGCUACAGCUCCUCCCCCCAUGUUUAACCCUGCGCAGUUUCAAAAUCAAAAUAUACCCAACUACGGACUUAACGGAUAAUUUUCAAUUUUUGUGUGCAGCAGAUACAGCCGUGCAUCUCCUUAUUAUGGCCCGGCCUUAAGUGCUAUAUAUUUGUAUUCCCAAGAAUAGGUCAAUCAAUUCCAAGUCAAGACCCUUUACAUAUGAUACAUACAUAUUAUGGUGAUGAUAAGUUUGCAGAACUAUUAUUAGUGCAUUUGAAUUCGUCAUAUUAUUUUUUUGUUCCCCGGUAGAUUAAAUAACAAGCUUGCGAAGAACAAGUUAAUUUGAAGAAUAUAUAGUCUAUGUAGUAAUUUAAAUGUUGUUUUAUCAGGAACUGCAGCUGCGCAAAUGUUCAAACUCCAAUAAAUAUCGUCGUCUGCUUGUCAAAGAUUAGUUUAAUUUAUAGUAUUAUUGUAGCAAAAAUUUACUUGGUGAGUGGAAAGAUUUAUUAUCAUGAUGCUUUUUAAGGCUUGCUUCUGUGUAUAUCGAUAAUUAUGCUCAGUUUGAACCGUUUUCUCCACAACCACAAAACAGCAAGUGAUGAUAAGUGAUUUAACGUAUUUGUUAUAUACCUGAGUUAAAUUAAAUUGUAACACGUGGUAAUAACCCUAAGUUAAAAUUAUUGAAGUAAUAAAGAAACGUUAUAUAAUAUCA